AUGAUCGCAAUCUCGGCCUUUCACUACUCUCAUCGGCUGGUCAUCAGCCAGAUGCAAAUUUCCUGUGCGGAAAGAAGGCUUCUUGAAGUUGAGAAUACUUCACUGUGGCAUAAGUCACAGGGACGCGACUGGCAGCUGAGCCAGCCAAACUUCUCGCCCUCACUGCGUGUAGCUCUAGCUCAUAAGCAAAGAGCCUUGCAAUAUCUCAAGAUAGAAAUCCAGGACGACGAUGUGACAAACAACGAUGCCGCAGUGGCAGCUAUCGUUCUAUUUAUCUGCAUGGACGUGGUUGAGUUUGGCAGCCGUGGAUGGGAGCAUCACCUGGGAGGUGCUGGUGAAAUACUCCAACAGCGGAAAGCUACCCUUCAGAAUCGCAGUAUUGGAACCGAUCAUUGGCUGGAAUAUUUUGACACAGCCUACACGACAUUUGGGAUCAUCGGCGCAACACUGGCGCCAGCAAAGGGCUCUUUCGCUCAGCAACUAGCAUCCCUUGAUCCGUCUCUCCUAAGGAUCUUGCGCCAGUCGGAAGAUCAAACUUGGGUUGGCUGUCCUGCCGAGCUGCUGUACCUAGUUUCCGUCAUCAACUCUAUGCGAUCACUCUCGACGUGUUCUGAGACAGAGCAGUUGAAGGUCGAUGAGCUGUGCAAAGGUCUCGACAACUUCUCGCCAUCAGCUUGGGCAGAGAAUUUCCCAGAUCCGGAGCACUAUCAGUCGCGAUCGCACCUUGCGCACGCUUACAAGGCGGCGGUUGAAGUAUACGCCUCUCACAUUGUAGGGCCGCUGCUCGAUCAAGGGCAUAAUCUCUCUGACCUGUAUCUCGAAGGGGUAACUCGAUCCGGCAUACUCCAUAUGCUCUCCAUUUCAGCCCAGGACUUCCAUGUGAAGAGCCUGGUGUGGCCGGCCUUUGUCGUUGGGGCAGAGAUCCAAGCGGCCGAUCUUAAGAUUAUGGUACGGGAAAUCUUCAGGAAUAUCUGGAUAUCGUCGUGUUGCUACAAUGUUAGAAAUGCCAUUGAGAUGCUGGAAAGGAUCUGGGCCCGAGACGAUGAUGAAAAGAUGGCAAAGUCUUGGCUCAACUACCUCUGGUCACUGGAAGAUAGUUGGCUAUUCCUUUAG
Molecule: messenger RNA, 1113 nt
Organism: Colletotrichum paranaense
Lineage: Eukaryota; Fungi; Ascomycota; Sordariomycetes; Glomerellales; Glomerellaceae
Exons: 2
Coding region: 1-1113 (370 amino acids)
Biological process (GO): positive regulation of transcription by RNA polymerase II
Cellular component (GO): nucleus
Molecular function (GO): transcription cis-regulatory region binding; DNA-binding transcription factor activity
Source: RefSeq, a predicted model, not a curated record